UGCUUUUGUUAGUUGGGGCCGCAUGCAUAUGACUCAUAUCCCAUACGUCAGAAGCAAACAAUGGUUUAGGAAUGCAUGGGUGUGCAUACGUCAGAGCAAACAAUGUUCCUAUAUAAGUGAGAUACCCCUUACAGCACUGCCAGAAGCAUACAAGACAGAGUUUAGUGACGACAAUCAACAUUACACUGGCUUUAUUUUCAAAUAUGGAGCCAACUCUAUCUUUGCUAAAAGAAUCUAUGUUGGGAAUCGACAGAACGUGCUCAAGCUUUUGAAGCAGACCCAAGAAAUUAAGUUAACUGUUGAAAGAACUGAAAAAGAAGAACUCGGACAAGAGGAAUUAUGGCAGAGAGGACUACAGAACAUCUAACAACCAACACCCUCUACACACCACCUUCAAGCACACCGGUAAGCGACGAUACAGACCCCCAGAUGGACGUAGAACUACAAUACACCCACGAAAAAAAGCAAUACACCCAUGAAGAAACGCAAUAUACCCACCAAUGGAGCAAGCACAAGAUAGAAAAAAUAAGAGCACAUAAAAAGUAUCACCAAGAAAUGGUAACAUUUCUUGGUGAGUUAGAUGAACAAGGCCCCAGCGUAUAUUUAUCAAUACCCAAAAAACCAAAAGGAAAUAUUCGAUCUCUAUUAGAUAAACAAACAACGUCUAAGCUUACUGGAAAUGAUCUGCAUCUAUAUUUAAUUGGUAACUUAAAAGAAGACUGUUCUCAGGAAAGCCACUAUCCUUUAGGUGAAUUAUCUGAAGUAAAAAACCUAGAGACAGCCCGUUAUUAUCUUGUAGCUGCCUAUGAUAGAGUUGCGCGACAUGAGGCCCUCACAAUCCGUUUUUAUCUAGACUA
This is a messenger RNA of Patiria miniata (bat star), 857 nucleotides long. RefSeq lists its product as uncharacterized. Bases 23 to 367 code for a protein of 114 amino acids. The transcript is spliced from 3 exons. The record is from RefSeq and is a predicted model, not a curated record. NCBI's taxonomy places the organism in Eukaryota, Metazoa, Echinodermata, Asteroidea, Valvatida, Asterinidae.